AUGGAGAUUCGGCCGGCCAUGGAGGAGAUAAGGCUGCGCCAGCCAUGGAGGAGGGAAGCUCCACCCGUGGCCAGGGAGUUUCGACCAGCCAUGGAGGAGGGAAGAGACUGGGACCUUCAAAGAGCAAUAGGACUCAUGGAGGUUGGAGACGCAAGAAACGGUUCUGCAGCAGUGGCACAGACAAAGGGAAGUGCGGAUGAUGCCACCGGCAAACCGCUCUCUCCUUGCUGUGUCAAGGCCAAGGCAGGCGUGCCUGAAUCCGAAGCCAAGUGCCAUGAUACUGUGGUCUCAGGGUGGUUCACGGAGCCCAGAUCGCGGUUUGGUAAAACAAGCAAAGUGCAGUACUUCAAUAACCCGAUGUGGCCUGGAGAGGCUCAUUCAUUGAAAGUGGAGAAGAUUUUGUUUCAAGGGAAAUCGCCUUACCAAGAAAUUUUAGUUUUUGAGUCUUCAACCUAUGGAAAUGUUCUUGUGCUUGAUGGUAUAGUUCAGUUGACUGACAAGGAUGAAUGCGCAUACCAGGAAAUGGUUACUCACCUUCCACUGUGCUCAAUCCCAGCACCAAAGAAUGUUUUGGUUGUUGGAGGUGGUGAUGGUGGUGUACUGCGGGAAAUAGCCAGACAUGAUUCAGUGGAUACUAUUGAUAUAUGUGAGAUUGAUCAACUAGUUAUUGAUGUUUGCAAAGAAUUCUUUCCAAACUUAUCCAUUGGAUAUAAAGAUCCUCGUGUCCGACUUAAUGUUGGUGAUGCUGUUGAUUUCCUGAGGAAUUCUCCUGAAGGAAAAUACGAUGCUAUUAUUGUCGAUUCAUCAGAUCCAAUUGGGCCAGCACAGGCACUCGUGGAGAAACCAUUUAUUCAGACAAUUGCUAGAGCUUUGAAGCCUGGUGGUGUUCUUUGUAAUCUUGCUGAGAGCAUGUGGCUGCACACACAUCUAAUCCAGGAUAUGCUUGCUAUCUGUCGACAGACAUUCAAGGGUGCCGUGCACUAUGCCUGGACAAGUGUUCCAACAUAUCCCAGUGGUGUCAUUGGUUUUUUGCUAUGUGCGAAAGAAGGUCGUGCAGUGAACUUCUUAAGUCCUGUGAAUCCAAUUGAGAAAAUAGGAGCUGGAAAAGCUGGAAGGGAGCUCAGAUUUUACAAUUCAGAGAUUCAUAGGGCUGCUUUUGUUCUGCCAACAUUUGUAAGAAGAGAACUGGAAUCAUAUACCACUCCUAGUACUGCUGAAAACGAGAAACCGAAAGAAUCAGUGUCAGAACCGCAGAAGAUAAAGAUAUUGUCAAACAAUGCCAUUCUUACAGCUUCCUAG
Miscanthus lutarioriparius is the source of this 1299-nucleotide messenger RNA. Lineage: Eukaryota; Viridiplantae; Streptophyta; Magnoliopsida; Poales; Poaceae. The record is from the annotation of a GenBank genome assembly.